AUGGCGCCAAAUCUUGAAGACGACUUCAUCUUCACCAUCUCCGACCACGACGAUGUCUCAGACGACGGUGGCGCCGACGAGGCCGCUGCGGCGGCGACUAAACUAGCUGGAGCUGGAAAGAAGAGGAAAUACACCGAAGAUCCAGACCUCAACGUCAAGCCUAAAGAGGUCGCGUCGAAGAAAGCAAAGAAGGAUAAGAAAAAGGGAAAGAAAGGAAAACAAGCCGACCCCGAACCAGAACUCGAAGAAGAUGACGAUGCGAUGCCUACACCAGGCGAAGAUGUCGAACAGAACGACGACAUUGCUAGCGACUUCGAGUUCGCAGUCGGCGAUAUAGACACUGGUUUUGUGGAGGAGUUCGAUGGCUGGGGCAACGACAAUGGCACAGUGGCGCAAGAAUCCCAGAAGAAGGGCAAUGCAGUCGACGUUGACGACAUCAUUGAGCGGAGACGGAACAAGAAGAGCGCACAAGCAGCUAUAGAAGCGGAGUCGUCGCCAGAGGCCUCUGUCAAUGGCGAUUUUGAAGGCUUUGGCGAGGACGAUGAGCUCAUGGCCGAAGACGGGUUUGGCAUGGGCGCAGCAAGCGACUCGGAGGAUGAGGAGGAUCAAGACGAGGAAGCUUCUGGAGAUGAGGGCAGUGAAGGCAGUGCCCAAGAAGACGACUCAGAUGAUGAAGCAGAAGUGCCGCAUGUACCACAUCCCAUGGACCUUGAGGGCGCCGAAACCGAAGAUGAAGUCGAGAGCGAGCAAGAGGACGCCGUCGAGGCUAAGAAGGCAGCCGCUUUCUUCGCACCAGAAGACAGUGUUCCUAUCAAGAAGAAGAAAGGCGCGAAAGCUGGCACAGGUUCCUUCCAAGCAAUGUCACUUUCACGACCCAUCUUACGAGGUUUGGCGAAUGUGGGUUUCACUGAGCCCACGCCUAUUCAGAACAAAGCAGUCCCCAUUGCGAUGCAAGGCAAAGACGUUGUUGGAGGAGCCGAGACUGGUUCUGGUAAAACGGCGGCUUUCCUCAUCCCUAUCCUCGAACGUCUUCUCUAUCGACCAAAGAAGGUUCCAACGACCCGUGUUGCCAUCUUCAUGCCUACGCGUGAGUUGGCGGUACAAUGUUUCAACGUCGCCACCAAGCUUGCGUCGUUCACUGACAUUACUUUCGCACUAAUGGCUGGUGGUUUCUCAACACGCGACCAAGAGGCUGUACUGAAGACAAGGCCAGAUGUUGUUAUUGCGACACCCGGCCGUUUUAUUGAUCACAUGCACAACACGGCUGCUUUUCAGGUUGAACAUCUCGAGAUUCUCGUUCUCGAUGAGGCCGAUCGUAUGCUCGAAGAGGGUUUCGAAAGCCAACUGACUGAGAUUCUGAACACUAUUCCAAAGUCGCGACAGACCAUGCUCUUCUCCGCCACCAUGACGAGUUCAGUCGACAAGCUGAUUCGAAUUGGUAUGGACAAGCCAGUACGCCUGAUGGUUGAUGCCAAGAAGCAUACUGUAGCCGGUUUGACACAAGAGUUUGUGCGAUUGAGGCAAGGCAAAGAAGACAAGAGGCUUGCAUACCUCAUGUACAUCUGCGAAAAGAUCUACACUGAGAAAGUCAUUGUCUUCUUCAGACAGAAAAAGGAAGCGCAUAGGGUGCGGGUAGUGUUCGCUCUUUGUGGGCUCAAAGCUAGUGAGCUCCAUGGUAAUAUGAGCCAAGAGCAGCGUAUUCAAUCCGUCGAAGCUUUCCGUUCGGGCAAAUCAGCCUACCUCCUAGCUACCGACGUUGCCUCGCGUGGUCUCGACAUCAAGAACGUCUCGACAGUCAUCAACUACGAAGCACCACAGAGUCACGAGAUCUACCUACAUCGUGUCGGUCGUACCGCCCGUGCUGGACGAAGUGGUCGAGCCUGUACGCUCGCCGCAGAACCUGACCGCAAAGUCGUCAAGCAAGCUGUGAAGGCUUCCCGCGACCAAGGUGCCAAGGUGGUCAGUCGACAAGUCCCAGUUGAGGAAACCGACAGGUGGAUGAAGAAAAUCAAGGACCUCGAAGGCGAGAUUGAAGAGGUCCUUGCCGAAGAGAAGGAGGAGCGUGCCAUGAGCAUCACAGAACGUGACCUCAAGCGAGGUGAGAACCUGAUUCAGCACGAAGACGAGAUCAAGGCCCGGCCAAGGCGCACAUGGUUCGAGUCGGAGAAGGACAAGAUGGCGGAAAGGGAAAAGGGUGCUACUGCGCUCAACGGAUCCGCCGGAGGAUCAGUCAAGGGCAAUGGAAAGAAGAAGAAGCUCAGCGGCAAGGACCGGAAGAAGCUUGAAAUGAAGGAUGUCCGAACAGAGGGUAAGCUUUUCAAGAAGGGUAAGGCGGAUCGAGGCCUCAGUACCGGUAAAGCGAAGGAGAAGCAAGCUCAUGCGAAGAGCAAGUCCAAGAAGAUUGCGGCCAAGACCGGCUCAUUCAAGGGCUUCAAGGACUAG
Molecule: messenger RNA, 2442 nt
Organism: Alternaria atra
Lineage: Eukaryota; Fungi; Ascomycota; Dothideomycetes; Pleosporales; Pleosporaceae
Exons: 2
Coding region: 1-2442 (813 amino acids)
Molecular function (GO): nucleic acid binding; ATP binding; RNA helicase activity
Source: RefSeq, a predicted model, not a curated record